AUGGUGACGAAGCUCACUAGGAAAGAUGUUGCCGAGCAUAACACCAACAAGUCCACGUGGUUCGUGAUAGGCAAUAAGGUCUACGACGUCACGAAGUUCCUCGAAGAGCAUCCUGGUGGUUGUGAAGUGCUCUUGGAAGUUGCUGGUCGUGAUGCCACUGAAGCCUUUGAGGACGUCGGUCAUUCUACAGAUGCUCGUGAGAUGAGGGAGCAAUAUCUUGUUGGAGAUAUUGUUGACGAGGAGAAGCAGCAAUAUUCAUAUGAUAAGAAGGAAUGGGUCACCAGCCCUAGCGAUAAUAAACAA
Messenger RNA from Ostertagia ostertagi, 303 nucleotides. NCBI's taxonomy places the organism in Eukaryota, Metazoa, Nematoda, Chromadorea, Rhabditida, Trichostrongylidae. The record is from the annotation of a GenBank genome assembly.